AUGACUUACAAAAAGUCAACGAAAUCCAAGCUUAAAACAUCUUGCUAGUGCACCUUAUUAUCCCCACCGAAAUCACAAGCACCAACUCAUCCUUCCCCAUGGAGUUCAAGCAUUUUAGCCACAACCAUAGCCUCAUUGUUCACCAAGUGAUUCAAGGAACCGAAGUCACUUGCUCCGGCUGCAACUCUCCGGCCACGGGCGCGGUCUACGUGUGCUGGCCUUGCAAUUUCUUCCUCCAUGAAUUCUGUUUCAGCGCGAGCCGCUCCAUGACACAUGCAUCUCACCCUCCUCACCCUCUUACCCUCGUGCCUUACCCUACUUACCCCUCCAACACAUUUUAUUGCAACUCAUGCAAUCUUGUUGGGACUGGAUUGUCCUAUAGUUGUUCGCAUUGCGACUUUGAUCUUCAUGUCCAUUGUGCUUAUAUGCCAACAAGUGCUAACCAUACCCCUCAAACUUGUGAUGUUCCAGACAUUACUCUUCAGAAUCAAACGCAUCAUCCUCAGCAAGUUCAUUUGGCUCCUCCCGUUGAGGCCCGUGAUGACGCUACUGUGGAUCACAAUACGAAAAAUGAAGCAAUGCCUAAUCCUAGUGGGGAGGUGCAAGUACUGCAAAGUGAUGAUCCAGUGGGGGUGGAAAAUGCAGGCGCGAGUCGGGUCAUAAAACCUCGUGGCCUAAAGCAUUUCAGUCAUUCGCAUCCCCUGUAUCCAUCCGAAUUUGAAGACGAGGACCCCUUAUUUUGUUCGGCUUGUGAGGAAGAAAUCAUUGGCACGGCCUAUCGUUGUAGCAAAUCCAAAUGUGACUACCAUCUCCACAAAAAAUGCUUCGAGUUGCCUAGAGAAAUUCGACACAAGUCCCACGUCGAACACCCCCUGACUCUUCUUGCAUCUCCGGUAAACAAAGAAACAGAGAAGUUUACUUGCAAUGCAUGUUUCGGAGUAGGAAGUGGUUUCACCUACAAUUGCUCAACUUGUGACUAUGACCUCCAUGUCAGCUGUUCUUCAUUGCCCGAAACUGUUAAAUCUGACCAUCAUGAUCACGAGUUAUCGCUUAUGUACUCAAGCCCGGUUACUGAAAACGAGAAAGCAGAGCAGCCUGGGAUCACAUUCUCGUGUAAAGUUUGUGAAAAUGUUGUGCCAGAAAGCUAUUGGUUGUACUAUUGUGCGGAUUGCAAGUAUGGGAUACAUUUAGGCUGUCUGAAUGAGAAGGACAAAUAUGAAGGUAAAUCGCUUGAGGAAGUUGUGGUGGAUCAUCAGGCUCAGAUGCAGAGGCUUCAGAUUCAGAUGGACAUGGCUCGUCAAAAUGCGCAGUUUCUCAUCAGCAUGGGACAGAGUCUGGCCAGCUUAUAAGGAAAAAGUUGUGUAUUGAUUUCAUGCUUAUUUGUUUUCUUGGUUUUGAGUUGGAAAUAUUCUUCAUCUGUUUCUGAGAUUCUGCAACCACUUUAUGCAUUCAGUUGUGUUAAAUAUUUCUGGUUGGCAAUAAUAAACCUGCAAACGUUUUGAUAGAGUU
Messenger RNA from Daucus carota subsp. sativus, 1509 nucleotides. RefSeq lists its product as uncharacterized. The record is from RefSeq and is a predicted model, not a curated record. Lineage: Eukaryota; Viridiplantae; Streptophyta; Magnoliopsida; Apiales; Apiaceae. The transcript has a single exon. Bases 99 to 1349 code for a protein of 416 amino acids.